GGGCCGAAUAUACAAUUAUAGAAAAGAAGUGGGGGUGGUUUUGAAUAAAACAAAGAACAUUUAGGGAAGGAGAGAGAGAGAGAAAAUACCCCAGCGGAGAGAAGCAGCUCUCCCGGGAAGGAAGAUGACCUAACCACACUACUCUCUCUACGAUAAAUUUUGGUUGAUUAUCAUCUCAAUUUUUCAGAGUGAUUAGAGGAGGUGAAGAGGAAAAGGGGGUAGAAAUGUCAGACCUAGACAAGCAGAUAGAGCAGCUGAAACGCUGCGAGCCACUGAGCGAAUCGGAGGUGAAGUCUCUUUGCCUCAAAGCCAUGGAGAUCCUCGUUGAAGAGAGCAACGUUCAAAGAGUCGAUGCUCCCGUCACUCUAUGUGGGGACAUACAUGGGCAGUUCUAUGAUAUGAUGGAGCUUUUCAAAGUUGGGGGUGAUUGCCCUAAGACCAAUUACUUGUUUCUUGGUGAUUUUGUUGAUCGUGGUUACUACUCUGUUGAGACCUUUCUACUUCUGCUCGCUCUCAAGGUUAGAUAUCCAGACCGUAUAACUCUCAUCAGAGGAAACCACGAAAGCAGGCAAAUCACACAGGUUUAUGGAUUUUAUGAUGAGUGUUUGCGUAAAUAUGGCUCUGUUAAUGUCUGGAGAUACUGCACCGACAUUUUCGACUACAUGAGUCUUUCAGCUGUUGUUGAGAACAAGAUAUUCUGUGUUCAUGGCGGUCUCUCUCCAGCUAUCAUUACUCUUGAUCAGAUCAGGACAAUUGACCGGAAGCAAGAAGUGCCACAUGAUGGUGCCAUGUGUGACCUCCUAUGGUCUGAUCCUGAAGAUAUUGUUGAUGGCUGGGGAUUGAGUCCUCGUGGUGCUGGGUUCCUUUUUGGCGGCAGUGUUGUCUCCUCUUUUAACCACACAAACAACAUAGACUAUAUUGCCCGAGCCCAUCAGCUUGUUAUGGAGGGUUUCAAAUGGAUGUUCGAUAGCCAGAUUGUCACAGUCUGGUCAGCCCCAAAUUACUGUUACAGGUGCGGUAAUGUGGCUUCGAUUCUUGAGCUCGAUGAGAAUCUAAACAAAGAGUUCCGUGUGUUCGAGGCAGCGCAGCAGGACUCGAGAGGGCCUCCCGCUAAAAAGCCUGCCCCUGAUUACUUCCUAUAAGGGGCCGAACUUUGACAACCCUACUACUACUUCCGAAGUAGAACUGAGGAAGAGAAUCACAACUCGUUCAAGAGUCUGUGUCACAGUGCAAGACAGAAGAAGUUUAUACGAUACAGGCGAGAUCUAUUUAAGUCACACUGGGGUUGUUUGAAAAAAAGAAUACUGUUGGUUCCGGAUUUUACUUGUAAUGUUAGUUAAAGAGUGUUGUGUGUGAUGGUAGUUAAAAUGAGUGUGUUUAUGUCAAAAUUCAAGUUUUGUAAUUUCAUAAGAAAAGACCUCAAUAACAAUUUUGAAGCUCACAGUCAUUUCAAUAGAGAGUUUCACUUGAA
Messenger RNA from Brassica napus (rape), 1471 nucleotides. RefSeq names its product serine/threonine-protein phosphatase PP-X isozyme 1-like. The transcript has 8 exons. The record is from RefSeq and is a predicted model, not a curated record. Gene Ontology annotation, molecular function: protein serine/threonine phosphatase activity. Gene Ontology annotation, biological process: double-strand break repair via homologous recombination; peptidyl-serine dephosphorylation. Gene Ontology annotation, cellular component: cytoplasm; nucleus. The coding region runs from base 225 to 1142 and encodes 305 amino acids. NCBI's taxonomy places the organism in Eukaryota, Viridiplantae, Streptophyta, Magnoliopsida, Brassicales, Brassicaceae.